Messenger RNA from Sphenostylis stenocarpa, 1485 nucleotides. The record is from the annotation of a GenBank genome assembly. NCBI's taxonomy places the organism in Eukaryota, Viridiplantae, Streptophyta, Magnoliopsida, Fabales, Fabaceae.
AUGGUGUUGUGUUUUGCAAGUUAUCUAAGCCAAAGCCCACUUUCUGUUUCGCUCUCUUCUCUUUUCUUUCCGGCAACACCAUGCCUUCACGCCCCACACACCAAUUCCUCCAUUUCUGAGAUCCCCACCUUCUCAUCCUCAGAUGGUUCUCUCUCCCUUGCUUGGAAUCAGGCCGGAGAAUUUGCUGGGCGAGUUUCAAUUUUGAAUCCUGUCGGUGAUUCAUUCGGUAUUGCCCUCGCGUUUUUCUCUCUCUAUUUUCGCCAGAGUUGUGGGUUUUUGGUUUCUAGAGGGGGUGUGUGCCGAGGAUUCCUUGUCAUGACAAAGAAAUUACGUUUGGGUUGUUCUUUGCAGGCGGAAGAGGAUGGACAGAAAGUGAAUAACUUUCUGGAAAUGGAUAGGGGGGAAGGAGUGAAUGAUGGUUUUUCUGGACCUGGACCAAAUGAUUCGCUUCUCCCUGGUCUAAUUGAUGAUGUUGCCUUGAAUUGUCUUGCUUGGGUUAGUGGAUCCGAUUAUACCUCACUAUCGUGUAUUAAUAAAAGGUUCAAUAAACUGAUUAAUAGUGGGUAUCUAUAUGGGUUGAGGAAACAAUUGGGGGCUGUGGAACAUUUGGUGUACAUGGUUUGUGAUCCAAGAGGAUGGGUGGCAUUUGACCCCAAAGUAAACAAGUGGAUGUCAUUACCUAAGAUACCUUGUGAUGAGUGCUUUAACCAUGCAGACAAGGAGUCCUUGGCUGUGGGCUGCGAACUGUUGGUCUUUGGCCGGGAAAUGAUGGAGUUUGCGAUUUGGAAGUAUAGCAUGCUUUGCCGUGGCUGGGUGAAGUGCCAGGGGAUGAACCAGCCUCGCUGUUUGUUUGGAUCUAGUAGUCUUGGUUCAAUUGCUAUUAUUGCUGGAGGAAGUGAUAAGUAUGGAAAUGUUCUAAAAUCAGCUGAGUUGUAUGACUCUUCAUCAGGCAUGUGGGAACUUCUACCGAGCAUGCACACACCACGUAGAUUGUGUUCUGGUUUUUUUAUGGAUGGCAAAUUCUACGUGAUUGGUGGAAUGUCAAGUAUAACUGUUUCAUUAACUUGUGGAGAGGAAUAUGAUCUCAAAACAAGGAAUUGGCGGAAAAUAGAGGGCAUGUAUCCAUAUGUUAACGAGGGUGUUCAGGCGCCUCCCCUUGUGGCAGUUGUGGAUAAUCAGCUAUAUGCAGUUGAGCAUGUAACUAACAUGGUGAAGAAAUAUGACAAAGAAAAGAACACCUGGAAUGAAUUGGGGAGACUUCCAGUCCGGGCAGAUUCUUCAAAUGGUUGGGGGUUAGCUUUCAAGGCUUGUGGAGAGCAACUUUUGGUUGUGGGUGGACAAAGGGGUCCGGAAGGUGAAGCAAUUGUGCUAAGUUCAUGGUGUCCUAAGUCAGGGGUCAGGAAUGGCAUCAUAGAUUGGCAGGUACUCGGUGUGAAGGAAAACGUCGGGGUGUUCGUUUAUAAUUGUGCUGUUAUGGGUUGUUGA